UAGAGCUCUGUAGUACAUGUGGGUAAUAUUGAAAUAAACCAGUCGUUGUUUAGACCUUGAACAGUGUGUAUCAUUUAUACAUUUCACAACUACUACAUGGUGUCAGGUGUGGCCUAAGGCAGAAUAAGUGCAAAAAUAGUGGUUUUGUGUUGUUUGUGAAGUGUGUGAUAUAACUGCAAACAAUGACGAGCAAAACAACGACUCGCGGCGAACCGGCCGGGCCGAGCAUGACGUACUCGGCAAUACAACAACCGGCCGCCAUGAGCGAUGCGGGCAACGUACUUAUGAACUGGCGUGAAUGGAAAACCUUGUUCGAUUGCUACAUCAUUGCAGCUGGAAAAGAAAAGGCGUCUUCUCGUGAGAAAUGCGCUUUAUUUCUACAUGUCAUUGGCAAAGCGGGCAGAGAAAUAUUUGAGGAACUAGACUUAGAUGACAAGGCAAAAACUGAUUACGACGAGCUGGUCCUAAGAUUCACCAUGCAUUGUGAUCCAGCUCGAAAUGUUAAUUUUGAAAGGCAUUUGUUUUUUGAGAUUUAUCAAGGAGCGGAAAACCUUAUCCUCACGCAAAUGAUACGAGGCAUAAAAGGUUCAUAUAUGCGGGAGAGACUACUGGCUAUAAGCAAAUUGGAGUUGGAUGACGCCGUGUCAUGGUGUCGCGCUGAGGAGGGCCCAUAG
Messenger RNA from Hyposmocoma kahamanoa, 674 nucleotides. RefSeq lists its product as uncharacterized. NCBI's taxonomy places the organism in Eukaryota, Metazoa, Arthropoda, Insecta, Lepidoptera, Cosmopterigidae. The record is from RefSeq and is a predicted model, not a curated record. Bases 183 to 674 code for a protein of 163 amino acids. The transcript is spliced from 2 exons.